AGUAAAACGAACUCUGCGCCCAAUAUAACUGACCGGCGCGGCGCACGCGCAAGCUUGCGAAACACAGCCAAUAUUUUAUAAAAUAAAUCAUGAUUGGGAUUAAUGAAACUAAAUAUUAUGAUCGGAGUGUUAAUGUGGAUUACCUAAAGUAAUAUUUUAAAGUGUUUUAAUGAUGAGUGUUUAGUGUAGUGAGGAUUUUAGUGUAGUGAAUAAAAAAAGUGAUGUCUCGGAGGGAUCUGAGAUUGGGGAGGGGGGAGUGCCCCCCAGAGCCGAUGCCUCCGCCCAGCAAGUGUGCUAAAGUGCUGUAUUACACAUGGAGGCUGUGUUCGGUGGUAUUCUCACAUUUCGUGAUGAUCAGCCUGGUGGUAGCGUACUGCAUCCUGGGUGCGGUCACUUUCGAAAAAUUAGAAGCACAGCAUGAAAAAGAAGUGAAGAUGAACAUAUCAAAGAUUCGUGAGAAUACAACCCAGAGUAUGUGGUUGAUGACGAGACAUGUGCCGCUACUGAACCAGAGCAACUGGACUUCGGGUGUCGUGGACAUGCUCAAGGAUUUCGAAAAUUCUAUACUGCUGGAGAUGAAGGUGCGAGGAUGGGAUGGUAACGAGAGUACCGAGCACAUCCAGUGGACCUUCACCGGUGCUCUCUUCUACUCCAUCAUAGUCAUCACCACUAUCGGGUACGGCCAUAUCGCUCCGAAGACCCAGACGGGGAAGGUGGUGACGAUAUUCUACGCGAUACUCGGUAUACCGCUGAUGCUGCUGUGUCUCUCAAAUAUUGGUGAUGUCAUGGCUUCCUCUUUCAGAUUUUUAUACUGGAGGGUGUGCUGUUAUGUUUGUACGAGACCACCAAAACGGCGCCAUCGUAACCAUCAAUACAACAUGAGACGUUCAGUACGGGGUGUCAGUACGCGGGGCUCGACGCGUCGCCGUCGGCCUGUUGAACGAGCUCACUCUGACACUGACUGCAGAUACCGAGACAGCGGCUACAGCAGCAGUCGUGCACGUCGCUCCCGCGUCCCCGCGCAGAUACAUCCACCAGCCCAGCCGGCACACUCGCGGCCGCGUUCACAACCGCCCUCGAUGCACACAAGAGGCUACGGAGCAAAAGACUUCGACCGAGAGGACGUAUCGCCAGUACAAUAUGAAAGAUACGACCAUGACAACUAUGAAGACGAAGAAGAAGAGGAGUUUCCAAAAAUAUCUUUGCCACUACAAGACUUAGAAGCAGCUUUGAAAGAUCUAGAUAAUCACCAAAAGAAAAUUUCAUCUAAAAGUGAACUUCGCAGCAAAUCUCUUCCGAGACCAUUCAAAGCUAGAACUGAUUUAACUCCUGGCACAGAAUUUGAUGAGCAAAGGCAUCAUGAUAGAGACGAGCAUAGAAACAUGCACGAUCUUUCAGACGUAGAUUUUGAAAAUUACCGAGAAAAGAAAGCUUUAGAAGAAAGAGAUAGACGAUUUAGAGAAAGAGAUCAGUAUUAUAAUAUUAGAGAUCACGAGUACGAUCCAGAAGACGAAGAUUUUGAAUUUCAGGCUCCGAGAUCUAGAAGACCACGCUAUGAUUGGAGAUCAGACCGUGGUCGUUCAGAGUUCUACGAGCGUGAUGAGUAUUUACCAGAACGACGGCGGGGGCGCAGAGCUCGGAGCGCGAUGGUAGAAUGCGAAACACGCUGGGAGGAUGAGUUCGAAGACAGACGUUUUGACCCUGGCCGGCGUCGUUUAAGACGUCUACACACUGUAGAAGAUAAUGUCCGACCAUACAGGCACUAUACUCCGUCUCCGGAACAAGAUGAAUGGAGUGACGAUAUGAUCGCAAUGCCAAGAAGAAAUCGACCGCCUGUGUGGGGUUCUCGCCAAUCUGAAAUAUAUACUAUAGAAGCACAAAAUAAAGAAGAGAUUAAGCCAGUGCCUAUAUGGUUAUGCGUGUUCCUGGUAGCUUCAUACAUUGUGGCGGGGACAUUCCUUUUUAAGCGCUGGGAGAAUUGGGAAUACCUGGACGCAGCGUACUUUUGCUUUAUCACACUCACCACUAUUGGGUUUGGAGACUUCGUGCCUGCGCAAGGUCAAAACAUGGAAGACUCGGCAGCAGCGGUCCACUCCAUUGCCUUAUGUUCUCUGUAUCUUCUGUUUGGAAUCGCAUUGCUGGCCAUGUCCUUCAACUUGGUGCAAGAAGAAGUACGCGCUAACGUAGCCGCACUCGCAACUCGUCUCGGCAUCAUUAAACCAAGGGAACCAGAUCCUGAUGCCGAUUAUUGACUUUACCGUAAAAUAAUGAGGAUUCCCAUUAAUAUCACAGAAGUGCUUUAUUUUUAUAACGACGCAUAUAAUAAAUAAAAAGGCUCUGAGAAUUUUCAGAGGGCUCGAUCCAAUCAAUGCAUUUAAUGUUAUUUUAUAGUUAUGUGAAUGUGAUAAUGAAAUAUGUGAACGUUAUACUAUUUGGUGUGUUAAUUACAAAAUUACCAAUCGACUUGUAAUAAUAUUAUUUUAUAAAUACUAUUUAAAUUUAUUAAACUGUACUAGUUGAUAAGUAUUGGAAAUAAAUUAGUCUUU
Diatraea saccharalis (sugarcane borer) is the source of this 2546-nucleotide messenger RNA. The record is from the annotation of a GenBank genome assembly. NCBI's taxonomy places the organism in Eukaryota, Metazoa, Arthropoda, Insecta, Lepidoptera, Crambidae.